AUGAGAAAGCAAAGGCAAGGAGAAAGCAAAGGCAAGGAGAAAGCAAAGGCAAGGAGAAAGCAAAGGCAAGGAGAAAGCAAAGGCAAGGAGAAAGCAAAGGCAAGGAGAAAGCAAAGGCAAGGAGAAAGCAAAGGCAAGGAGAAAGCAAAGGCAAGGAGAAAGCAAAGGCAAGGAGAAAGCAAAGGCAAGGAGAAAGCAAAGGCAAGGAGAAAGCAAAGGCAAGGAGAAAGCAAAGGCAAGCAGAAAGCAAAGGCAAGCAGAAAGCAAAGGCAAGGAGAAAGCAAAGGCAAGGAGAAAGCAAAGGCAAGGAGAAAGCAAAGGCAAGGAGAAAGCAAAGGCAAGGAGAAAGCAAAGGCAAGGAGAAAGCAAAGGCAAGGAGAAAGCAAAGGCAAGGAGAAAGCAAAGGCAAGGAGAAAGCAAAGGCAAGGAGAAAGCAAAGGCAAGGAGAAAGCAAAGGCAAGGAGAAAGCAAAGGCAAGGAGAAAGCAAAGGCAAGGAGAAAGCAAAGGCAAGGAGAAAGCAAAGGCAAGGAGAAAGCAAAGGCAAGGAGAAAGCAAAGGCAAGGAGAAAGCAAAGGCAAGGAGAAAGCAAAGGCAAGGAGAAAGCAAAGGCAAGGAGAAAGCAAAGGCAAGGAGAAAGCAAAGGCAAGGAGAAAGCAAAGGCAAGGAGAAAGCAAAGGCAAGGAGAAAGCAAAGGCAAGGAGAAAGCAAAGGCAAGGAGAAAGCAAAGGCAAGGAGAAAGCAAAGGCAAGGAGAAAGCAAAGGCAAGGAGAAAGCAAAGGCAAGGAGAAAGCAAAGGCAAGGAGAAAGCAAAGGCAAGGAGAAAGCAAAGGCAAGGAGAAAGCAAAGGCAAGGAGAAAGCAAAGGCAAGGAGAAAGCAAAGGCAAGGAGAAAGCAAAGGCAAGGAGAAAGCAAAGGCAAGGAGAAAGCAAAGGCAAGGAGAAAGCAAAGGCAAGGAGAAAGCAAAGGCAAGGAGAAAGCAAAGGCAAGGAGAAAGCAAAGGCAAGGAGAAAGCAAAGGCAAGGAGAAAGCAAAGGCAAGGAGAAAGCAAAGGCAAGGAGAAAGCAAAGGCAAGGAGAAAGCAAAGGCAAGGAGAAAGCAAAGGCAAGGAGAAAGCAAAGGCAAGGAGAAAGCAAAGGCAAGGAGAAAGCAAAGGCAAGGAGAAAGCAAAGGCAAGGAGAAAGCAAAGGCAAGGAGAAAGCAAAGGCAAGGAGAAAGCAAAGGCAAGGAGAAAGCAAAGGCAAGGAGAAAGCAAAGGCAAGGAGAAAGCAAAGGCAAGGAGAAAGCAAAGGCAAGGAGAAAGCAAAGGCAAGGAGAAAGCAAAGGCAAGGAGAAAGCAAAGGCAAGGAGAAAGCAAAGGCAAGGAGAAAGCAAAGGCAAGGAGAAAGCAAAGGCAAGGAGAAAGCAAAGGCAAGGAGAAAGCAAAGGCAAGGAGAAAGCAAAGGCAAGGAGAAAGCAAAGGCAAGGAGAAAGCAAAGGCAAGGAGAAAGCAAAGGCAAGGAGAAAGCAAAGGCAAGGAGAAAGCAAAGGCAAGGAGAAAGCAAAGGCAAGGAGAAAGCAAAGGCAAGGAGAAAGCAAAGGCAAGGAGAAAGCAAAGGCAAGGAGAAAGCAAAGGCAAGGAGAAAGCAAAGGCAAGGAGAAAGCAAAGGCAAGGAGAAAGCAAAGGCAAGGAGAAAGCAAAGGCAAGGAGAAAGCAAAGGCAAGGAGAAAGCAAAGGCAAGGAGAAAGCAAAGGCAAGGAGAAAGCAAAGGCAAGGAGAAAGCAAAGGCAAGGAGAAGAAGGCAAGGAGAAAAAGGCAAGGAGAAGAAGGCAAGGAGAAAAAGGCAAGGAGAAAAAGGCAAUGA
This is a messenger RNA of Schistocerca piceifrons (Central American locust), 1842 nucleotides long. RefSeq names its product axoneme-associated protein mst101(2)-like. Bases 1 to 1842 code for a protein of 613 amino acids. The record is from RefSeq and is a predicted model, not a curated record. The transcript has a single exon. Lineage: Eukaryota; Metazoa; Arthropoda; Insecta; Orthoptera; Acrididae.